Messenger RNA from Gopherus flavomarginatus (Mexican gopher tortoise), 878 nucleotides. It is a transcript of the gene R3HDML, whose product is annotated as R3H domain containing like. The transcript is spliced from 5 exons. Bases 1 to 762 code for a protein of 253 amino acids. The record is from RefSeq and is a predicted model, not a curated record. Lineage: Eukaryota; Metazoa; Chordata; Testudines; Testudinidae.
AUGACUUUACUGCACAUGCACCUGCAUUUCACUGGCUUGGUCUUCUGGAUGAUACCAAAAUCGAGCUCUUUUGUGCUGCCCAAUGCCACUGAGCUCCUGUACCCCUCCAGCAACAUGCAGGCUGGCUUGGUGUCCGGCCUCGGGGUGCCAAGGAGUCGCCGGAAGCGAUACAUCUCUCCGCGGGACAUGAGUGUUCUUUUGGACUACCACAACCAAGUGCGGGCGCAGGUGUCUCCACCAGCGGCCAACAUGGAAUAUAUGGUGUGGGAUGAGAGACUGGCCAAGUCUGCUGAAGCCUGGGCUGUACAGUGCAUAUGGGACCAUGGGCCGCCCCAGCUGAUGAGAUACAUUGGUCAGAACCUCUCCAUUCACUCUGGCAGGUAUCAGUCAGUCGUGGAUCUUGUGAAAUCUUGGUAUUAUGAGAAACAGCAUUACUCCUUCCCCAACCCCCGUGACUGCAACCCCAGCUGCCCCUCCAAAUGCAGUGGUUCUGUCUGCAGCCAUUACACCCAGAUGGUGUGGGCCUCCUCCAACAGAAUUGGCUGUGCCAUCAACACCUGCACCAACAUGAACGUGUGGGGCAGCACCUGGCAGCAGGCGGUGUAUUUAGUGUGCAACUAUGCCAUCAAGGGCAACUGGAUAGGAGAAGCUCCUUACAAGGUGGGGAAACCGUGCUCGGCCUGCCCACCCAGUUACAGUGGUGUCUGCAGCAACAACAUGUGCUUCACCGGACUGAAAUCCAACAAAGUGAGCUGGUUCUGAGCCACCUAGAGCUCUUCCUGGCGGCUGGAGAAGCGGAGCUGCGGUUGGUGACAGGAGAGCGUGGGAAGUGCCAUGUACAAUGUUGUGUAAACUAGGAGAAUUAUUUAUAACAGUGA